Messenger RNA from Parastagonospora nodorum SN15, 528 nucleotides. RefSeq lists its product as hypothetical. The coding region runs from base 1 to 528 and encodes 175 amino acids. NCBI's taxonomy places the organism in Eukaryota, Fungi, Ascomycota, Dothideomycetes, Pleosporales, Phaeosphaeriaceae. The record is from RefSeq and is a predicted model, not a curated record. The transcript has a single exon.
AUGUCUCUACUCCCUCAAACCACACAAGACGCUUCUGUCGACCAACUCACCGACCAACUCGCCAUAACCUCCAUCGCGCACGAAAUCAACGGGCAAUGGGUGUACUUCCCGCCCGGCACGUCUAUCGAAGAGCAACUACUCAUCCUCGCCGGCGUGCAAGACUACACACUCAACGGGUCUGCCGAGCAGAUAUUCUCUACUGCGGAGAUGUCUCGCACCACCACCCACACUCCUUCUGAUAUGGAAGGUUUCGACGCGAAAGGAGCCAUGUCCCAGCGUCUGGAUAUGUUAGAGGAUACAGAAUUAGCCAGUCUAAUGCACACCAACCUCCGCCUCAAUGCCCCCUCGCAACCCACUUCCACACCCAAACCCCCUCCCUUCGCCGGCUACCAGGGCUCGUAUCCUCCCGGCUCACUCAACGAUUGUGGAGAACAUGUACACCCAGGCUUUGCGGCAGUGCAACACUCCAGACAAUCUCGCCAACGCACCAUUACCGAUGUGCGAUCAGGAGCUCUGGGAGUUGAGUAA